AUGUUAAAAUUCCCAUGUCCGUAUGAUAAAAUUCUUCCUGAUCAAAUUAAAACUGAGAAAACACCUGAAAAUAAUAGAGACAAUAAUAUCUGUAAUCAAAUCAUUGGUUCACUUAUAGGAUUGGCUAUUGGUGAUGCUUUAGGAGCGAGUGUAGAAUUUCGUCCACAACAAUAUCUUGCUGCUAAUCCCGUUAGUAAAAUGCAAGGUGGGGGUACAUGGGGUCUGGAUGUAGGUAAAUGGACUGAUGAUACAUCAAUGGCAUUAUGCCUUGCUUCAUCAUUAAUUGCUGAGAAUGGUUUUAAUCCCUAUAAUCAAAUGGUUCGUUAUAAAUGGUGGCAUAAACAUGGAUAUUUUUCAUCGACAGGACAUUGCUUUGACAUUGGUAAAGCAACUCGUCAAUCUAUUGUAGAAUUUACAUUGCGUCAAGAAAUUCUUAAAGUACCUUAUCGUUGUCGUAAUGAGUAUGAAGUUGAUACAUUGACAUUGGAGUCUAUCGAACGUAUCAAAGAUUUUAAUAUGUAUUGCAGUGAAGAAGAUUCUGCUGGAAAUGGUGCUCUUAUGCGUCUUUGUCCUGUACCAUUAUUUUAUUUUAAAACACCUGUUAUUGCUGUCGAAUACGCCGGUCGUAGUGCUUUACUUACUCAUUCCGAUAAGAAAGCAGUUGAUGCAUGUCGUUAUUAUGCAGCUCUGAUUAUAGGUGCUCUUAACGGUUACGAUAAAGAUGAGUUACUUCAUAAAGACUUUUAUAAAAAAAACAAACAUUGGUUCGGUAAUGAAUCAAUACAUGAAGAUAUUAUAUUAGUUGCUGAAGGAUCAUUUAAAAAGAAAGGUGGAUAUGAACAAGGUAUUCGUGGAAAAGGCUAUGUUGUUAACUCUCUCGAAGCUGCUCUAUGGGCUUUUUGGUCUGAUGGAAACUCGUUCGAAAAAGGUGCUCUUGCUACCGUUAAUCUUGGUGAUGAUACUGAUACAACA
Molecule: messenger RNA, 972 nt
Organism: Adineta steineri
Lineage: Eukaryota; Metazoa; Rotifera; Eurotatoria; Adinetida; Adinetidae
Source: the annotation of a GenBank genome assembly